Dovyalis caffra is the source of this 447-nucleotide messenger RNA. Lineage: Eukaryota; Viridiplantae; Streptophyta; Magnoliopsida; Malpighiales; Salicaceae. The record is from the annotation of a GenBank genome assembly.
AUGAGCAAAUUUCUGCAACGUUUGGGAGUUAUACUGUCCCUAGAAGUUGGGCCUCAUAGUUUGUCAACUUUCGAGCAGGACGAAGGAUUUGGUAGGAGUGGACACAAGGAUGCAUUGCUUACACCGGGAAGCUAUGUGAGCAAUGCGUCAUCCACCUACAACUUCGGCAAACUCAAGUUCGCCGGAAUCGUCUCCAAAGAAUCAAAAUAUGGCCCGUCAUUUCUCAAUUUGGAGUACCCAUCUCCACUUUCUAAGAUGCCAAUGUGGAGAAUGGACGAAGGGAUUUCAAUGCCUAAUAUUCCAAAUAAUCUUAGAUUAUAUGACAAAGAUAUGCACCCUAGAGAUGCCUUUUCACUUCUUAAUGACAAUGAUAUUAAGAAUACAUGUUCAACAAGACAUGAUGAUCUCCAUAAAGACUUGGAUUUAAAAAUGGAAAUACUCGAGUGA